UGCGCGAUGGGCUGUGAUUGGCUAAUGGGCGCGGCGAUGCUCCCGCCUUCCCUCCCUCCCCGAGCGACAGGCCCCGGCUGCGCCCGGCCGGAGUUUGGUGGAGGGACGGGACCGGCUCAGUGGGGAGGCGGACGGGGUCUCUCCCGUGGGUGACUGAUACUCCCUGCUGUUUGGCCACUCCUCCCUCAUGCCGCUUGGACUAGGCCGCCGGAAGAAGGCCCCUCCGCUGGUGGAGAAUGAGGAGGCUGAGCCCAUUCGUGGCAGCUUGGGUGGGGUGGAGGUGGGCAGUGGCGGCAGUGUGGCAGCCCUGCAGCCUGGCCUGCCACCGCCUCCUGCCAGCCUCCGCCCUCGACUGGUGUUCCACACUCAGCUGGCCCAUGGCAGCCCCACUGGCAGGAUCGAGGGCUUCACCAAUGUCAAGGAGCUGUACAGCAAAAUUGCAGAGGCUUUCAAGAUCCCACCAGUUGAGGUGAUGUUCUGCACCUUAAACACCCACAAAGUGGACAUGGACAAGCUGUUGGGUGGCCAGAUCGGUCUGGAGGACUUCAUCUUUGCACACACAAAGGGCCAGAGGAAGGAGGUGGAGAUCUUUAAGUCCGAGGAGGCCCUGGGCCUGACCAUCACUGACAAUGGAGCCGGCUAUGCAUUCAUUAAGAGGAUCAAAGAAGGAAGCGUCAUAGACCGGAUCCAGGUCAUCAAUGUGGGCGACAUGAUUGAGUCCAUCAACGGGCAGAGCCUCAUCGGCUGCCGGCACUACGAGGUUGCCAAGAUGCUCAAGGACCUGCCCAAAGGCCGCACCUUCACGCUGAAGCUAACAGAGCCCCGGAAGGCAUUCGAUAUGAUCAGCCAGCGGGCCGCAGGGGGCAAGCACAACAGUAGCUCCCAGCUGGGCACUGGCAGAGGGACCCUACGGCUGCGGGCCAAGGGACCGGCCACCGUGGAGGAGCAGCUGUCUGCAUUUGAGGAGAGGGCGAUUGAGAAGGUGGACGACCUGCUGGAGAGCUACAUGGGCAUCCGCGACACGGAGCUGGCUGCCACCAUGGUAGAGCUGGGGAAGGACAAGCGGAACCCCGACGAGUUCGCUGAGGCGCUGGAUGAGCGGCUGGGUGACUUCGCCUUCCCCGACGAGUUCGUCUUUGACGUGUGGGGUGCCAUCGGGGAUGCCAAGGUUGGGCGCUACUAGGACUCGGCGGGCCUGGCCUGCUCUGCCCACCCUGGAUCUGCUGUGCCCUUGGGCUAGGCAAGGGAGUGUUCUGCCGCUGCCCUCGUGUGGACCGGGGGGAAGGGGAGACGCCACGGGCCCGGCUCUGUGCCUGGCUCCAGCACUGCUCUGGCAAACACUCCAGCUCCGGCUCCUCGCCCCCUCCUCUCCACCCAGGGCCCUGUGUGCACCUCUCUAGGGCCAGCCCUUCCUGACUGUACCUGGAGCCGCAUGGGAGCCGGGCUCGGGCUCUUCUCAAUCCCCCCAGUGCUAGAGGCGGCGGAGGGGACAGCUGCUGGGCAUUAUGGAGCACUAAGCUGAGCCGUCGUGUGCCCCUGGGGAAGGCUGCAGGGAGGUGGGACUGGGCAGGCCCUUGGGGGUGCUCCCUCUCCAGUCCUAGGGGGCAGCAGGGGAGUGAGGGGGCCAGGAGCUGGACAGGAUUCCCACCUCCUGCGCUGCUCCCUGGGGUGGAGAGGGGUGUGUGGCCUGGGACCUGGCCCCCCUCUUCAGUCAUCAGGGUAACCUCCUGGCCGCUGCUGGGGAGUCCCUCGACUGUACCUCUGCCUGGGCGCAGCCUCCUGCCGGGCAAUAACCCCGGUGCCUUUAAACGAACCCGGUGCCUGUGUUCCACGUGUGGCUGUUUGUGAGCAGAGGCCCCCCACCCCAUGCCCGUAUGGUACACCCACCCCGCUGCCCGUCAGCACCCAUCUAACCACUAACGGGAGCGAGGCCGCUCCGCGUGGGCUGCCGCUGGCAGGGUGCCCGUAACAGCCUGCUCGCUCCUCCUCCGGGGCAUUCUGAGCUCGCCCCAGCCCCCGCCCUGCUGCUCUGUUGGUACUGUGCUGCCCUGUCCCUUCACCUGCGUUAAUCCUUCCUCCUUCCCGGGUGGAGCCCUGAGCUGCGAGGGGCUGGCAGGGGCUCUGGCCUGCGGCGGCGGCAGGUAGCGUGUGGGGCUGCAGGCAGCGUGUGGGGCUGCAGGCAGGCUCCUCGUAUGGGGCUGCAGCCCCGAGCAAUGCUGAGAUCCCUUGUUCCCCUCAAAGGCAGCAUGAGACUGGGAGCUGCUGCUAACUCGGGGGAUGGGAUGGCUUGCUCCCAUCCCCUCAUCCUGCUCCCCCUGUUACCCUCCCUGCCCCCACCCCCUGGGGAAAGGAAUCAACAGCCUGCAGUGCCCCCUGCUGGCAGAGGCCUGGCUGGGGUAUCUGGGAGCUCCCCUAUGGCCAGAGUUCCUGCACCCUGUUGCACCCCCUGCUGGCAGAACCUCUCUGGUGCGUUCAGGCUCUGUCACAGCUGAGCCCCAUUGCCCUGGGACCCCUCCUCCACUGACCUGCUGCCAGAAAGGCUUCUUUGGGGGUGCAGUGGGGCCCUGCCCCACCUACCACAGAGGAAUAGCCCCAGGCUGGGUCCCGCUCCUUGGGUCUGCUCCCCCCACUGCAGGGAGGGUGGGCCAGGGGCUCGGUCCCCCCUCCAGCCCCAGACCUACGUGGGGCAGCAGCAUUCCCCUGGAGCAGCUCAGGAAUGACUGGGUGUCUCUUGCUGCGGCUGGAGCCCUGCGCUCCCCUGGCUGUGCUGUUCACACCCCACAUCCACAGCAGCUGCUCUCUGCUCCCGGCCCGCAGGCAGUGGGUGAGUGGGACAGGGGAGUAUCCCUUAGCUCUCAGGCAGCCCCCACCCCUACUGCUGCCCCCAGAGCAUCGCAGCCCUGGGGGGUGGUCAGAGGGUUAAAGCCACUUGUCUCCUCUCCUACCUCCUGCUAAAAAUCACACCAAAUGGUCAGGCCAGUUCUAUUCACAGCCUCCCAGCCCACCUUCCCUUCCCACCCACCCCAUUUCCACUCUCCAUUCUCUGGGGGGGGUUGAACUGACUCCCCCCUGGGGCAGGUGCACCAGGCCCUUCAGGUUGUAUACGUCAACGGGGCUUGCGGUGGGUUUUCCAGCUGAUCUGGGUUCCCCCCCUGGACUCAGCCAGGCUCCCCUGCCUGCUUCACGCUGCUCUGACUUCCUGUGUAAAGAGAGUGUCACCCCCUGUUCUGCUGUGGGGGAACAUCCUCCUCCCCCUCCCAUGCUGCUGGAGGCCACAGCCCUAGUCCCUGGGCCAAGCCACGGUGCUGGCCCUGAUGUCCCAUCCCUAACGCAGGUGGGUGGGUUAAUCAUCUCUCCUAGCGUCUACACUCUGUGAUGAUUAACUGCCCCCGGGGUGGGGGGGGGUCCCCUCACCAGUCUGAGCCUGUCGUAACACUGUCCCCCACAUCCCCCUCUGCAGUGCCCCAUGUGGGGUUAGGUCUAACCCCUCCCCCUCACUCCUUAUUCUGAGGGAAUCCCCCACUGCACCCAUGGGGUGGGGGUGAGCUGACACUGCUGCAGGGCUGGGGUCCCCUUGGGCUGGCUUGGAGUUUUUCGAGAUCCUUUUAAAGAAGCUGAAGGAGCUAGUGGCUGGAUCAGGACUCCUGGAUUUUAAUCCCUGGCUCUGGGAGGUGUGUGUGUGGGGGCCCCUACGCAUUAGACCAGGGGCAUCAGAGACAGGACUCGUGGUUCUGUUCUCAGCUCUGCUGCCACCUCUCACCCUUGGGCAUCUCCCCUCCCCUCUGUCUUGUCUUUAUCUGUUCACUCUGGAUCGGACUGACCUACCUCGCAGGGCGGGCGUGAGGACGCGCAAUGUUUGUAAAGCUCCACGUGCUGCAAUAUUUAUAUCCCCUCCUGGCACCUGUCUUGGGCAGCAGGCUGGGAGCCCCAGGAUUGCUCCCUGUCUCCCAGCUUCUUCAGUCACUGUCCAGCCCUCAGGCACCUACUGUAUCUAUGACACUAAGCCCAGCACUGGUGCUUGGGCCCGGGCCCUGGCUCGGAGGGGAGUGGGCAAAGCAAGGGACUUGGAGGGGGCGGUUACAUUGCGAGGGGCUUCAGGCCCCCAGGGUGGGCAGUGACCCCCUGCUGAGCAGGGCUUGGUCAGGGUUGGGAGUCCCAGAGACCAAGGCCCCUCUGCCCCCCCCCUUCACGCUGUGAUGGAAGUGAGCUGUGACCCCCAAGCUGAACCCUGGUCCCCUGGGAGCUGCUGACAGGGGGCAGAUCCCCCAUCCUCCCAGGCCCUAUUUUUGUAUUUUACCUGUAAAGCAUCUUUAACAUAAAAAUAUAUCGACUCUA
This is a messenger RNA of Mauremys mutica (yellowpond turtle), 4335 nucleotides long. It is a transcript of the gene GIPC1, whose product is annotated as GIPC PDZ domain containing family member 1. The record is from RefSeq and is a predicted model, not a curated record. Gene Ontology annotation, molecular function: protein binding. Lineage: Eukaryota; Metazoa; Chordata; Testudines; Geoemydidae. The coding region runs from base 188 to 1183 and encodes 331 amino acids. The transcript is spliced from 7 exons.